Messenger RNA from Ceratotherium simum simum (southern white rhinoceros), 1096 nucleotides. It is a transcript of the gene IFT27, whose product is annotated as intraflagellar transport 27. Gene Ontology annotation, molecular function: GTP binding; GTPase activity. The record is from RefSeq and is a predicted model, not a curated record. Gene Ontology annotation, biological process: intraciliary transport. Lineage: Eukaryota; Metazoa; Chordata; Mammalia; Perissodactyla; Rhinocerotidae.
CAGGCGGGCGAUGGUUGCCCCGGUAGCGGCUGGCGCGGUGCUGGGGGCUGAGGGGCUGCGGGGUUGCUCUUCCAGGUCCCCGCUGCUGGGGGCCGGGCUGAGGGGUUGGACCGGGAGCGGGAGCCGCGCCGCCUCGCUCGCGCCUUUCCCGGCUGCCUUCUGAGGCCUUGAGCUGGGCCGCAUCUGGCACGCCCUGCGCCCCCGUCCCAACCCUAGCACCCCUUAUCCGCCCCCCGCGCAGCCCUGGGGGUCCAGACCCCGUCGUCCCCGUCCCCAUCGCGUCCACAGCCCCUUGAGCGUCAGCCCUCCUCACUUCCCUUCCCAGGCAGGCCUGCCAACUCCUCCAGCCGCCGCUCUUCCCCUCUCUGGUCCUUGGAGGUGGUUGGUUACCAUGGUGAAGCUGGCAGCCAAGUGCAUCCUGGCAGGAGACUCCACAGUGGGCAAGACCACCCUGGCGCAGAUCUUCCGCAGCGAUGGGGCCCAAUUCCAGAAGAACUACACCCUGACAACAGGAGUGGACUUGGUGGUGAAGACGGUGCCAGUCCCUGACACGGGGGACAGUGUGGAACUCUUCAUUUUCGACUCUGCCGGCAAGGAGCCGUUCUCUGAAAUGCUGGAUAAGUUGUGGGAGAGUCCCAACGUCUUGUGUCUCGUCUACGAUGUGACCAAUGAGCAGUCCUUCCAGAACUGCAGCAAGUGGCUGGAGAAGGCUCGGGCACAGAGUCCAGGCGUCUCCCUCCCAGGUGUGUUGGUGGGGAAUAAGACAGACCUGGCCAGCAGACGAGCGGUGGAAUCAGCGCAGGCCCGGGCGUGGGCGCUGGGCCAAGGCCUGGAAUGUUUUGAAACAUCCGUGAAGGAGAUGGAAAACUACGAAGCCCCCUUCCACUGUCUGGCCAAGCAGUUCCACCGGCUGUACCGGGAGAAGGUGGAGGUUUUCCAGGCGCUGGUGUGAGGGACUGGGGUGGAUGGCUCCUUGCCACGGCGCAGUGCUGCUGGCAACCUGGCGGUGGGCUCCGACUCCUCGGAAGACGGGAGAAGAUAGAAUUGCCUCAGCACUUGCAUUUAUCUGACAGCUCUAAAUAAAACGAGGAGAAAA